UUUGCUGAUCUGGCGGAUCGCCCGCUUCCAUCUCCACAACAUCGUCGAUGACGACGACGAAGCUCGCCUUGAGCGUAGAUCUGCCUGUAUGAGCGAGUAGCUAGCUAUUACCGCUGCUACAACUAGCAGCAGCAGUAACAGCAGCAGUCUGCCUUCUGGGCUUUAGACCACUUUCGUCUUGCUACACAGACACAAGAGAAACGACGACUGACUGACCGACUGACUGAGUGAGUGAGCGACCAAGCAAGCAAGCAAGCGAUCCUGAGCGAAUCAACCGAGCAACGGAAGCUGGUUGAGGUUCUAGAUGAAGAAAACGAUCGGUAUUUGCUUGCACAAGCCAUUGCUUGCAUGUCUAUUGUACCGUGUAUCAUCAGAUGGUUGUUGGCAAUUGGUGAGACUCGCCGAACGAAUUGGCUUCGUCGAAACGAAGCCCAAGAAGUCGUAGGGUCGCAUAGUUAGUUUAGCGCUGUGCAAAUCCGUGUCUUUUGCGGACCCUUGCACGAGCCCACUCACAACAUCACCUUGACGUACCGCAUCCGCCAGCCGUACAACGAGAAGCGACUGCAACAAGCAAUACGGCGGCUAUCAGUGAUAUCAAUGUAUCUAGAGCAGCCGAGGGAAAAAGAUUGCUGGUGAUCGUUUGUGCACAACAUCAACAUCUAUCUAUUGGAUACAUCGUCAAAUCACUAAGUUUUUGGCGGAGGAACAGCUUGAUUUGGUUCAGUUGAAACACCCGUCAUCGACCGCCGUGGCGGUUCUCGCUCGCUGGUAUCCUUCAGUGAACCCGCAAUGGUGUUGAUUUGUUGUAGUGGCUUAAUCGGGUGACGACGAAAACGCCAGCAAAAAAUAGAAAUUAUCUAGUUGAGCGACUGUGGUGCCAUUCGGGUCAGCCAGCGAGCUAUUGUGUUUUGCGUAGGUGGUGUGUUACUGUGCUGUGUGCCCUGUACCGUACCAGUGUUCCGUUUUUUUCUAUUCAGUGUCUCAAGCGAUUGGAUUUUUGCAUUGAAUUUUUCCCGUCGCCUCCAGCCUGUGCCGUCAGCCGACCAGCCUGGAACAGUAGGAGCUGAUAGGCCAAACAAACAGCGGGCAGCCCUCAGCCAGUGGCAGCGAUUCUGUCCACAGCAGUCUGCAGUGGCAGUAACAACUAUUACCGUCGUCGUCGUCGUCGCCGCCGACGCCGCCGCCGCCGCCGCACGGAACGCCAUCGCGGUUAGUUGGCCGUACAAGCAGCGGUUUCAGCCGAAACAGCGUUCUGCCGUAGAGGACGACGUUGCGAGUUGGUGUCGUCGUGGAUGUGCGGUGCUGCUGCUAUAUUGUGCUGAGCGUAAGCGAACCAAAUCGAGCCGAAUCAAACUGCAGAAGCAGCGCCAGCAAAGCCGACGCAACUGCGGUAAAGCUGCAAGUCGACGCGAAGCCGCCAGCAAGAGCGGCAACAGUUAAGUCGCGGCCGCAGCUCCUUAUCCAGUUUUACCAACUAGCUUAGUUAACUAGCUAACGCGCUGCGAACGUGCGUUAAGUCACGUAAUACCAGUCGUCGCUGCGGGCAGUCCAGGCUAAAUCCGACCUAAGUACUCACGAUCUGUCUUACAGGGUACGCCAUCGGAACCCCCUCCGAUCAACACGGACAACCUGCCAGGAACAGUUCGUGUUUGUACGGCGCGUGCAGAGGUGGCGGCAACAUCAGCAGCGUUACGAAUUAGAGUUGCAGUUAGCAGUUGCAUAGGCAGAUACAGCAGCGACUACAGGGGCAUUCGAGGCUCCUGUUAUCUCACGACUGCUAUUACCGGUCCUGUUAGCAGAUUAACUGCACCGGGAACUGUUAGGACCUCUCAAUAUCGAACGAAGAGAUUACCGAUCGCCACCGGAAACGAUUGUUGGUUUGACAGCAAAAAAGGCUUUACAGCGGCACCUGCGCUGGAGCGAGAUCGAGACGUCAAGAACAAACCAGGGACAGCGAUUGCGAGGAGAACGAGAAUCAGGAUAAACACAACCGGAAUAAGCACAACGACAAGAACAAAGAUUUGGUCGCAAUUGCAGCGACGGUCUGCCCACGAAAAAAAAAUACUAACGAACCAACCAGCCAUCGCGGGACCAUCGACUCCCGCCGAUCGUGUGAAAUGCUCGAAGCCAGCUUCCGACGAAUCUAACCAUGGCUGAUCGGAGAAAAUUGCAAGGCGAGAUAGAACGUUGUUUGAAAAAAGUCAGUGAAGGGGUCGAGACAUUCGAAGACAUCUGGAAAAAGGUGUACUCAGCAACGAACACUAACCAAAAAGAAAAAUAUGAGGCCGAUCUCAAGAAGGAGAUUAAAAAGCUGCAACGGUUGCGCGAUCAGAUCAAGACGUGGCUAUCCUCAUCGGACAUCAAGGAUAAGCGGCAGCUACAGGAGACGCGCAAACUUAUAGAAACGCAGAUGGAACGAUUUAAGGUGGUUGAGCGUGAAACAAAAACGAAAGCCUACUCGAAAGAAGGCUUAAGCGGGGGUGUACAGAAGAUUGACCCCGUGCAAAAGGAGAAGGACGAGGCGAAUCAGUGGCUAGUCAACAGCAUCGACUCACUAAAUAUCCAGGUGGAUCAGUUCGAGUGCGAACUCGAAACAAUGUCGGUGACUAGUAAAAAGGCGAAAAACGUUGAAAAGAAGGAUAGUAAUCGAAUUGAUGAGCUUCGAGCGCACCUUGACAAGCAUCGGUACCACAUUAACAAGCUCGAAACGCUUAUGCGUAUGCUCGACAACGGAACGAUCGAGACAGACAAAAUCCGCAGCGUCCAAGAUGAUGUAAAUUACUACAUCGAGUCGUGUCUCGAGCCCGACUUCGAGGAAAACGAAUACAUCUACGAUGACCUCAACCUUGACGAGAGCUGCGUGACGCUCGGCCUCGGCGAUCCGAUGGGUAGCGGUCUUGGUGUCGGCGUCAAGUCGAUGAGUCAGAGCAGUAACGCGACAUCGGAACAUGGCUCAGAUUCACCUCACAAUGAGCUGAGUACACCUCAUACUCCGCAGAGCGCCAGCAGCCAGAGUCAUGGCCAUGUAACACCUCAUCCUCCAAUGUCUGUCGGAGCCCAACAUGGAAGUACUCCGGCAGGCGCUCACACGCCGAACUCUCACCACACUCAGCAGCAGCAGCAGCAACAACAACAACAACAACAGCAGCAGCAGCAGCAGCAGCAGGCUCAACAGCUGCAACAAACCCAACAACAGCUGCAGCAAACAUCACAGCAACCUCAGCAGCCACAGAUUAACCAUCAUUCCGCCUUGAAUAAUAACAAGGCCAACAGUGAUGUUUCAUCGGUAUCGUCUGUGGCCGGCACACCAAGUCUCGCAACGCAGAAUUCCCUCAUCGCCAAUAACGGCAGUUCGCCCGCACCUACGCCAGUCGAAAACCACAAGGGCGGCGUGACUACACCAGUUCCAGCAGUGGUUGCAGCUGGCGCCGUCGUCAAACCUGUCGCAGUUCGGCCACCUUCAUCAGGCGGCGCCGGGACCAACAAAAGUGGCCAAGUCAUUGGCGCUGCAAGCCAAAUGGUUGUCACCGGUAGUAUAGGCGGUAUGCCUAGCUCGCAACAACAACAGCAGCAGCAGCAGCAGCAGCAACAACAACAGCAACAACAGCAACAACAACAACAACAAGCCAACAAUUCCGCGAUCUCACCUUCGCCAGCGCCACACGAGGCUUCGAAGGUGGCGUAUAGUUCUGUAUUGGCGACGCUUGCGCCUCCUCACGGAGCUCCCCUUCCUCAACAAAACCAGCCGCAACAGGCCCACAGUGCGGGUGGCGGCGUUCUUCAGCAGCAGCAGCAGCAGCAGCAUUACCACCAACCGAGCCAACAACAACAGCAACUACAACAACCAGCAGCUCAACAGGUAGCGCAACAGGUUCAACAUCAACAACAGCUUGUCCAGCAGCAGCACGUACAGCAACAGCUUGUGCAGCAACAGGCUCAGCAACAAACGCAGCAACAACAAGGUCACCUCCAGCAGACGCAAUUAGCUGCCGCUGCGGCUCAACAGCAGCAGCAGGCCCAAUCACAACCAGUCGCGCUGCAGCAGCAGGCCCAGGUAGCGUUGCAGAUGGCGAAAGCUGCACAGCAUCAAGUCCAACAACAGCAGCAACAGCAGCAGCAGGCGGCAGCCCAACAACAGCAACAACAGCCCUCACAGCAACAGUUAAUGGCUGCACAACAACAGCAGGUUCAGGCGCAGCAGCAGCAAUCGCCUAUGGUUCAGCAAAUGGUGCAGAAUUAUCCAGGUCCGGCCGGCGGACCCCAACCACAGCAGCCACAGAUGCAACAAAUGAAUGGCAUCACAUCGCCUACGCCCCAAAGCCAUACAAAUAAUAGGGAUCAUCAUCAGGCGGCACAGCAGCAACAGCAGGCGGCUCAGCAGGUACAGCAACAGAUGCUCAAUGGGCCAUUACAACCUCAGCAGCAGAUUGGAGGCAGUCCAACGAAACAGCGUGGUGGCAUGGACGCUUCACAGGUGAUGAUGAUGAAACAGGCCAGCCGAGCCGGCGAUCUCGCUCCAACGGCACUAAGUAACGGUGUAUGCGAGCCAAACAGCCGGGAAUCGCCCGGAGCCCAUCGAGGUCAAAUACCCUCGAGCGAGCAGAUGUUGCAAGGGCAACAGCCUGGCCCACAGCAGCAGCAGCAACAGCAACAACAGCAGCAGCAGCAGCAGGCCGGACAUGACGGAACCGAUGGUGACGCACACAUCCCUCCGUUGUUGGGCGUCGCCCCGCUGGGCAAAUGGUCAAUGUCGAAAGAGUGCUACUAUCAACUGCAGCAACUAACAUGGGCUUCUAAUCACUUGCCUCAUCCGAGCGACAGUGAUCGUUUGCGAAGCUACCUGAUCCGGCAGCCGUGCGUGACGCCCUCGUAUUACCCACUCUCGGUACCACACACCGAUCCUCAAGAGAUCUUCCAGCGACUUACCACUGACACGCUCUUCUUUAUCUUCUAUUAUAUGGAAGGCACAAAGGCCCAGUAUUUGGCAGCCAAAGCACUGAAGAAGCAGUCAUGGCGAUUUCAUACGAAAUUCAUGAUGUGGUUCCAACGACAUGAGGAGCCUAAAACGAUCACAGAUGAAUUCGAACAGGGCACGUACAUCUACUUCGACUACGAACGAUGGAGUCAGCGGCGCAAAGAAGGUUUCACAUUUGAGUAUCGUUUCCUCGAGGAUCGUGAGCUCAACUGAAGUUGAAAGUGAAGACACGCAAACACUCAAUAACGACAUCAGCAACCAUUGUGUAUGUGUGUGUAUGAAGAACGUAACGAAAGAAAAAAUUAUUUUAGAAGGCUGCUACGGAAGGACGCUGCUGAUGACUAUUAUUACGCGAAAGCGCGAGAAAGAAAAACACAUAACCCCAGAUAGAAGACGUGGAUGAGAAAGGAAAAAAACGUGAGGAAAAAAUCCACUGAAAAAAUCUGCUGAACACUACGGUCUCCCGGACGGCUUUGACUACGUUUCUGUUUGGCGCACACACUGGCCUAUAGUCCCUGUGUUUUCGCCACCAGUUUCGGCCUGGCUGCCCGCUCUUGAUCUUGGUUAAACACUGACUGAUGCGGAACGCUAAAUGAAGUAUAAAGUGAAGUAAUUCUUAAAGGAGAAUGAAGCAUAGAAAUACAAAGAACUCGACUUCGACGAUCACUGCUAUUAUUAUUAUUAACAAUAUUUACGAUUAUGAAAAACUAUAAAAGCAAAGCAGAAAUGAAACGAUGGAAUUCGAGGCUAAAUUGAAGAAAGUGCGAAAAUGAAGGAAGCAAAUUUCAAAGCCUAAAAAAGUCGUAUAUAGAACAUAGACCGAGGUAAUCUAGCCGAGAUCAUUACAAGGACAUAAUAUGAUGCUGGAAUGAAUUAGAGAUGUACGAAGUCGAGCACAUAGCAAAAUUAAAUAAGUCAAGAGUUUAACGGCACGCUAAGCGAAGAUAGCAGACGAAGCAAAACACGAGAAUAUAACAAGCUAGAAACCGGUACGCACUUGAUGAUGAUGAACUGAAAAAAUAUGAUAUCGACACCUCACUCUCAAUUCAACAACCGAUAGGCCAAACGAUGAUCCAUCCCCAAAAGCAACUACGAACGUCAAAAAACCAAUCUAGUUCAAGGUAAAUAGUCGAUGAAAUGGGAUAAAUUUGAAGCGGAAUAUCACGGAACAGAAGAUGGUACUUCCCCAUGGAACUAACCGAAACAAAAACAUAAAUGAAGACAUAGCAACCAGAAACAACGAUUAUCAUCACCUCAUUACUCUGCUAUUAUUAUUAAUCACACAGUUGUACUGCAAUUCUAAACUAUGAUUUUUAAGUAUUCUCUUCAUCUGUAUGGCUAUUGCGUUACAAUGACAAACGGUUCUGGGUAGUCGUCGUCAUGCUCACAUUUGAAGGAAUUCAUUCGUUGCCUACGAGCAGAUCGUAGAGUGACGCGAAACGUGACGCGAGAUGGGACAGAAUAUGAAAAAUAGGAAGCCAACAAGAAGAAUAACCGCGGAACGCGACGCAAUAUAAUGCUGUACAUCCGUGUAGGGCAGAUUGCGUCACAGGCAAAAUGUAUAUCGGCGUCUGGCCCCUGCUCAAACCACCGAUCAUUGUGACACACUAUCGAAAAAGGAUAAUGACAACAAAGCGUCAAACAUCAACGACAAUGAAAUUGUCCUGAAGAAAAGGAGGGAAGAACAAUGAACAGUCUGGGAAGCGUGGACAAGGAGAAUACUAUUUUCAACACAACAAAAAUCCUGCUAAAUAAUAGCUAUACACGGUCUCCAGCAGAAAACAGUAGGAGGAGAGCACCUUAUCAAUGCACUCGAUCCAAGUACCACGAAGGAUCCGUAUAAUGUCGUCACUAUCUGAAGAGAAGGAAAGAGCCAAAGACCUCCAACGAGAAAUCCAGCCUUCUAGAAAAAGAGAAGCAGAAUAAUCUGGAAGAGUAUGAAGAGCUACAACCCCAAUCUCUAUUCCCCAACCCCAUUUGAAUAAGCGCUGUGUGUUUGCCCCACUUCAACCCUAAGGACUCACGUCUAUGAGCGAAGGAACAGCAUUGGAAAGAAGCUGAAGAAAGAGAGAGCUCAUUGCGAUCAAAUACGAAACGAACUCUUUUUGCCUAGCAUUAAUUAAUUACCAUAAUCAGCAAGCAAUCAUAAACCCAUCCAUCGUCAAUAACAUGAAUAUACGAAGCAACGCCAUGAACCAUAUACAGUGAGGAAACGAUACAAUACUGUCAGCAUUAUUAGAUUCGAAACGAUACAUAGAACAGUAGCAUAACAACAACAAGAAUUGACGGAGACAGCAAACGGCCACUUAUCACCUGUGUGUGGCAGUCCUAUAAGGAAACAAACGUGAAACCGCCACCACAAUCCGCUGCCGAUUGGUAGGUAUUACGUGCACAGCGAGAACAGGGACCUGCAUCAUCAAGUGAAUAUCCCCCCAGGACGAAGUUAAACAGAAAAACGGAGCCGCGACCAGCGGAAUUGACCGUCGAGAAGGGCCUCGUCCGGAAGAUGAUCAUCGUUGAGGAACGGCCUCGCAAAAGGGGACCAUUAUUUAUGCACGAGUCCAUUCAUAUGUGCAAAAUAGGAAUAGCGAGCCAGGGAUAAUUUGUAUGGGAACAAAACGAAGCGAUAGGAGGGUUGCUUUACCGACGACACAGGCUGACCGAUAUAUAUAUAUGGCACGCGAUAGAGUGCGUUCUGCCGCUGUUUAUAAAAUUCUAUAUACAACAACAACGAUAACAAGAGCAAAAGAGGUUAUUUUCCCUGUGCUGUCUCAGCGGUGGCAUUUGACUGCUGUUGCCUUUACUGCAUGUCAGCACGUGGUGUUGGAGUGAAGGCGCUGGACGGAAAUUCUUCAAUUCAAUCGGAUGAGCGCAUGAAUCGGGCUAGCUUGCGGUGCUGUGCACCUGUCACAAUGUCAAAUGCAACACGUGUUACAUGCAGCUGUGUAUGUGUAAAGCUACAAUAACUGUAGCAAUAGCGGUACUAAUUAGUCGUGCUGAGCGACAAACUAAGCAAAGUUAAACAACGGGUGAUUUGAACAAUCCGUGAAGGAGCAAGAGGACUGUGACAACUGCGAGAUGCAUGGUCGCCUUGUUGCUGUCUCGUGUUGUUGUUGUUCGGUCCAGCCCCUUGUCGAAAAGGGAAAAGCGAAAAAGCGAAACAUUCAUGGAUAAAGUAAGCUACAAAACACGAAAAAAUGCAGACAUGCACACACAUCCACACACACGUACUCACACAAACGAAUGAGACGCCGAAGAUUGCAAGUGUUGCCCGGACAAACCCCUGACCGCUUCAUUGAUUCGCUUUUCAGAAGGGUAAAAAAAGAGAAAAAUAGUUUGUUCCACUUGAAUAACACACAUCAUUAUUGACAAUAUUGAGAUAUUGCGCAAACGCAGAUACCGAGGCCACACAUCAUGCAUGAUGGUGAUGACGGUGUGGCAAACGGCUCUAAUCUGGUAGGGGGUGUAUUUGAUGCCCGGGCCACCUGGCAAGGAGAGCUGUGAUGAUGAUGGAAAACGAAAAACAAAUGAUGCCAAUAUGAUGAGAAUUAUAAAGAUAAAACUGAUACUGAUGAUGGUAUAAUGAAGAAAUUACAUGAGGAUGUUGAGUCUGAAGAGUGAGGUGGUGCCCACACAUUGUAAAAUGAUGUAGCACGUGGGCGAUAAUGGAAAGGCAAGAACAGGCAGGUGCGAAUUUUAGGAAGUUCUUGAGAACGACGAGUUCUUCUUGCCAGCGAAGAGUGUGUGAUCUACCGGAGGGGAACGAAAACCAGAAGACGGGGUUAUCCAAUGGAAGCGGGUAGUGCGUGAUAAAACUUGGAGACUGUUUGGGAACGUCUUAAGCUAAUGAGAGAACGAAAGAGGGAGCGUGAUAAACAAAUUGAAUCUGAAAAGGUAGACGAAGUUAAGGGGUAAUUCUUGCAGCUGCUGCUACAACGGUUCAUCCUGGGAAGGGGGGGGGGGUCUCCACCAACAAGUGGCAGACGGCGAAUGCGGACUUUUAAAGAUCUCCAUUUACACUUUUGUUGUAAAGGGCUGCUUUAUGCUGGUAUUGCUUAGGCUGAGUAAAUAACGGGAUUCGCGAGUCUUCGCAAAGAGGCAGUUGUUCAGAUGUGUCUCCAAUGCUUAUUUUUUAUUAAUUUCUCGUGAUUAUGUUCUUGAGCCUUCGCUUCUAUGCGUUUCUCUAACUGACAGAUAAAGGGGGCCCAGCAGCAGAAGUUCAACUGGCGACUGCAGUGAAUUAUUUUGCAGCAGACUGCGUUCUUUGCUUUACUCUACCAUACCACACACACACACACAUACAGCCACAGAAACACACGCGCUCGCACACACAUGCACUCACAAACACAGAAUUAUAUUAUAUACAAUUAUCAAUCUUAUUCGCUAUACAGUGUACUCUAUUGUAUUAUUGUAAUUAAUUUUAAGAACGAAUAAUGGAGAACGAGCGAAAAUAAUGCAAUGCUAAAGAUACAAGGGCGAAGAUCGAAAGAUCGAGAAACUGAGCGUGGUAUAUAUGUACGUGUGAAAGCUAAGGUUGAGAUAGAUAUGUUAUUAUUGAGCCGACCGCUAAUAUGAGAGACUCGAACGAAAAGUCGGCAGCUGACGUACUAGGAGAAAGCGUCAAAGGUUUGAAGACGACUUUUUUGGGGCCUGCGUUUUUCCUGCCAACGGGCGAACUCCUUUUGCUAGUAUAAGUCUACCAAUACAACAAAAAUAAAUUGUAGCGAUCCAAUUACUUUACUUUUAUAAUAAUAAUUAUUGCUGUUGUUGUUACUGUUAUGACAAGAAAAAAAACAACAGAAUAGCUAUCGAUAUUUUAGUGUAAGCAAUAAUAUCAGGAGAAUAUCCAUAACGCCAACAGUAUCAAUACUAGAGUGACAAAAAUGUGGAUCGUGAAUAUUGCACAUGUGUAUGUCUGAAACAUGAAAUUUUAAUUUUCUGCUAUUUGCCGAUGCUCUAAUUAAGGAAUUUAUUCAUCAUAUGUUUUUUUUUUUAUUAUUAUUACUAUUAGUAUUUAUAAAUGCAUAGAGUAACUAAUAUACAAUUAGUAGUUCCUUGUAUCACCUGACGAUAAAAUCCUUAGCUUCGUGUAGCAAUGAUUCGUGAUGACGCAGUCCGUUUGUCGUACCGGAGACACGAGAUUUGGCUAGGGGGGAAAUAUAGCCAAAAAAAAAUUCUCUAAGCUUCCAAUUCGAGAAGAAAAAGCACCUAGCCUAUUUAUACUAUCUGCUAUACAACUUGAAGAUUUGAAGUCCGUAAUCGCCGUCGUCAUUUCCGGGAGGGGCAUUGUCGACACGAAAUGGGUAAAACUUUGAUAUAGACCACAAAAGAACAACCGCUUGAAAAAGGUAGACCAUCGCCAGAACAGCACGCAGCAGCAAUGACAACAGCAGCUGUCGAGUGUUGUUCGCCAUGCUACACAAAACAGGUAGUACUGACUGGGCAAAAAAAUGGUUCAGAGACAGUUAGCAAGGGUCGAGAUUAGAAAGAGGGCAGGGGGUAAGGGCUAGGGGGCAAGAACUAACAUGUGGGAAACGCUGCUAGAAAACCAUCGAUGGAAGGAAAUUGCGCAUAAGAAUAAUAGAGAGCAGAACAAGUACUGAGCUGCGAGAUACGGCUGCUAGUGGAGCUGCAGGGACGCGGACGUCCUUCUUUGUCAAACUGCUGGAGGGUGUGUAGAUUUAUUUAAGGCGCUGAUGAUGGUGAUGACAAUUAUUAUUAUUAUUACGAAGUGGAUAAAGGAGUCGAUGAGGUUGAUGGAUAUAAUGAGAGAGAGAAAAAGACGCAUGAUGAUGAUAAUGUUGAUGAUAAAAUAAAGCUGUGUAUGAAAAAAAUCGCCGACGGCUGGGGGACGCGCGGGGCCAGAGGAUGUAUAUACCAAAUGAAAAAAAAACGCCGGGAUAGGAAAUCGUGUAGGGACUCCGGAAGUUGGCAAGAGAGAAGAGGGCAAUUGGUCCGCGUCGAGAUAACUGUGUAAAUAUUAUUACUACGGUGAUACGGUGAUGACAAAUGAAAAUAAAAGUUCAUUUGAGGGACUAUUUUGGUCCCCUUACAAAUACUGAGAA
Molecule: messenger RNA, 11040 nt
Organism: Varroa destructor (honeybee mite)
Lineage: Eukaryota; Metazoa; Arthropoda; Arachnida; Mesostigmata; Varroidae
Gene: Not3
Product: CCR4-associated factor Not3
Biological process (GO): regulation of DNA-templated transcription
Cellular component (GO): nucleus; CCR4-NOT core complex
Source: RefSeq, a predicted model, not a curated record